Chlamydomonas reinhardtii is the source of this 4004-nucleotide messenger RNA. RefSeq lists its product as uncharacterized. The coding region runs from base 39 to 3836 and encodes 1265 amino acids. Lineage: Eukaryota; Viridiplantae; Chlorophyta; Chlorophyceae; Chlamydomonadales; Chlamydomonadaceae. Gene Ontology annotation, cellular component: nucleus; SWI/SNF complex. The transcript has 11 exons. The record is from RefSeq and is a predicted model, not a curated record. Gene Ontology annotation, molecular function: transcription coregulator activity. Gene Ontology annotation, biological process: regulation of transcription by RNA polymerase II.
GGAUUUCAAGCAAAGCGGGCUUUUGGCGCCAAAAGUAAAUGCAGCAAGGCGCUGCACCGCCCGCCGACGCGCCCUUUUGCCGGCGACUGGUGCUGCUAGUGGAUGCCCUGCACGCCUCUGCGGCCGCGGCGCUGCGGCACACUCUGCUGCGGCUCGCGAACCACCUCGCGCUCAGCGGCGGCCCUGGCACUUUAGACGGCGCGCUGCCUCAUGCCGCGGAGUAUGGGCAGCAGCAGCAGCCCAGCCACUUCUCCUCCCAUCCGGCGGAGGUGGUGUACAAGCUGUCGCGACUGCAGCUGAGGGACUUCGCGCUGGCAGUCACUCGACUGCGCGGGGCGGCGCCGGCGGCGGCUGGAGCGGCGGGGGCGGCCGGUGCAGCGGGGCCGGGAGCAGAUGCGGCGGCAGCGGCGGCAGCGCCCGACCCGCGACGCCUGGUGGUGGCGUUGCGGUCGCUGGUGGCGCAUGUGUCCCGCACAGCCGCAGCCACAGCGAGCACAGGAGGGGGCGUGCCACCUGGCGCCGUGAGCGCCGGUGGCAGCAACAGCGGCAGCAACCGCAUCGUUGUGGUCACACACAGCCUGGCUCCGCUGCCGCCCGGAGGGCUACUGGCGCGCACACUCGAGGAGGCGUCGCGAGCGCACGUGUCUGUCAGCUUCCUGGCCCUGAACACCCAGGAGUCGACACAGCUGCUGCAGCUGCUGCGGCGGCCCGCCCUGCAGCCGGCCGAGUCCUCGGCGCGGGAGCCAGCAGCAGGGCCAGGAGCUGGUGGCACUGGUGCCGGUGCCGGUGGUGGGGGCCUCGGUGGCACUGGUGGCACUGGUGCUGGUGCCGGGGCCGGUGGUGGUGGCCUUGGUGGUGCUGGUGCCGGGGCCGGUGGCGGGCGCCAUGACGAUGACGCGGACGAGGCGGCGGUGCGGCAGGCGGUGUCGGCACACGCCAAUGCCGAGUACGACUCCGUGCUGGCGGAGCCCCUGGGUUUGGAGCGAGUGUACAUGCGGUGGGUGCAGCAACUGCUACAGCCGCCCGCACACCCCGAGGUACUGCUGGUGCUGCCGGCGGCUGCAGCAGCUGGCGGCGGCUCCGCUGCGGGCCUUGGUCCGCCGCCGCUGGCGGCACACCAUCCUGGCUGGCAGCGACACCAGGUGGUUGCUGACGAGGACGGUGCUGCGGCGACACCAGGGGGAGAAGGAGCGGGAGGUAACGGCGGCGGGCCGGUGGUGCUGCGGUGUGUGCUGGGCAGUCAGGUGUCUUAUCUGGCGCCGCGCGUGUCGCCCUGCCCGCUGUGCACAUGCCACGGCCUGCCCACGCUGCCCGCGCCCUCCCGAGUCCCCGACGCCCCCAGCUACUGCCCGGUGGAGUCAGGGCUGCUACUGCCGCCCCAUGCCGCGCCGCCCGACCCGCUCACCGUGAGGCUGGGGCCGCCGGGCGCCGCGGGCCAGGAGCUGAGGCUGGCCGGCCGCUGCACGGAGCUGCAGGAGCAGGGCCUCAUUGCGGCAGAUGCGCCGUUCCCGGUCACCGCAGCACAGGCGGCGGCGGCGGCCGCAGCAGAGGCAGCCGGCAUGUCACAUGCCGAUGAUCAAGGAUUUAUGGCGGACCCGCACCCGCACCCGCAUGCACAGCUGCCGCGGCUCGUGGUGGAGCGGGUGGUGGGCUGCGGCGAGGUGGACGAGUCGCUGGUGCUGGGCUGGCCACAGUUGCUCAUGCCGGCGCCAGAUGCUGACGAGGAGGAGGAGGAGGGGACAGGUGGCCUACAGGGUCCGAACGAGGAGGAGGAGGAGGAGGGCGGCGUGGCGAUGGUGCUGGGAGAUGACCUGCAGCCACAACCAGCAGGCCUAGGGCUGGGGGCAGGGCCAGGGGCAGCGUCAGGGGCAGGGCCAGGGCCUACACAGCCACAGCCACAGCGGCGGCGGCGGCGGCGGCGGCUGACGGCGCAUGAGUACCUGGCGGCGCUGUCGCAGGUACUGAUGCAACCGCAGCGCAGUAACGGCAACACAGACGGUGCCAGCAGCGCUGCCGCUGCGCCUGCUGCUGGCGGCGGCGGCGGCGGUAGCGACGGCAGCGGCGGGUCUCCGGCCUGUGCGCUGCUGGCGUGGGCGCACGCGGCGCUGUGCGAGGGGCCGCCGGGCCGUGUGCUGCCCGCCCCCACCAGCCUGCGCCACUGGUACCUGCUCAUGCCGGGCGCCGGAGGCUGCUUCCUGCUGCGCCAGGUGGCGUGCAGGGAGCAGCUGGUGCUGCUGAGCGAUGAGCUCACGGGCGGGCGCAGUGGGCGGCGGUGGCAUGCGGGGCCGCCCUCCGCCGCGGCGCUGGACGCCGCACGGGCUUCACUCGGCCUGCUGCCGGGCUGGCGGCGCAGUCAGGCUGCCGCCGCCACCACCGCAGCAGCCGUUGCCUCAUCAAUACCAACACCUAAACAUGCUGAGACUGGUGCUGGCGGCGCCGCUGGCGCCGCCGAUGCAGCCGAUGCUACGGCGGCACUAGCCGACCAGUUCCACCGUCGUGCGUCCAUCCGCCCCACAGACACGCCGGUGGGCGGCGUUCGCGGCGGCGGCGGCGGCGAGCACGGCGGCGAGGCCGGCGGCAACGGCGGUUGCCAAGUUACGCGGCAUCCGGCGGCGGAGCGGCCACAGGGUUCGCAGCCGCAUGAGGCAGUAGGCGCAGAGUCUUCGGCAGCACUGGCGGAGGUGGCGGCGGCGACGGCGGCGGCAACUGAGGAGUGCUUCUCGCCGCUGAUGCUGAGUAGCGGCUGUCACGAGGUGGUGGCGGCGCUACUGCGCGACAGCAUCCGCCUCACGCCGCGACCCGUUGCCGCCGUCGUGCCAUGCGCGCAGCAGCAGCCACUGCCGGAUCACCAGCACCUGCAGCACCAGCAACAUGGGUACAACGGCGAGCACCAGCAGGGAGAAACUGGGCGAGAGCAGGACGGCGGGGACGGCGGCGCCGGAGGUGGAGGUGGAGUGUCAGCUAUGGACGCAACGGCUGCAGAGGCAGAGGCUCAUGAUGUGGCACAGAACCACACACACCAGCACCAGUACCCGUACCAUGAGCAGCACCCCCAGGACUACCACGGGCAGCAGCUGCAGCACCGGCAGCCGCAUCUCCAACAGCUGCAACAACAGCUACAGCCACAGCAACAGCUGCAACAACAGCAACAACAGCAACAACAACAGCAACAACCGGCGGGCGGCGUUGCACCGGCGCUGGCGCCGCAGUUGGCGCAGCCGCCUGCGUCCGUUGUUGGGGCGUUCGCGGGCGCACGACAGGGGCUUCCAACCUACUUGAAUGCGCCCGCCGCCGGCAGCGGCGACAGUGGCGGCGCAGGUCGCAGCUCCGCACUCACCACGGGCCGUCGGAACCGGCCGCCAGCGGGGGCUGCAGCAGCAGCAGCACCCCAGCAGCAGCAGCAGGCUGCACAGCAGGGGCCCGCCGCGCCGCCGCCGCCGCCGUCGCAGCUACUGCCGCCACAGCCGCCGCAGCCGCCGCGUCAGCAGGCUGUCAGCAGGAGCCAGGGCGGCACGGCCAUAGCAGCUGGCGGCGUUGGGGCAGCAGCUAGUGGUGGUGGUGGUGGUGGCGGCGCGGGCAAUCGGGGCGGAGGCGGCCGGGGUGGUAGCGGCAGCCGGAGGCAACAGCAGCAGCAGAUGCAGCAGGCCGCGGCACAGGCGCAGGGGCAGCAACAAGACAUCCCGGGUCCUGCUUCUGUGGUGGGGACAAGCGGGCGGCUGCCGCCUUCGGGGGCGGCGGGGCGGCUAGCGGCUGGCGGGCGGCGGGCGGCUCUGCAGCUCACGCCGUCAUCAUCUUUGGCGGGGGCCGCAGCACCGCCCGGCAACAAGCGGGAGUAGCGGACCGUGUAUCAGCCAGGGGCCAGAUCCCUGAUGUUAGCGCAGAAGGGUGCUGUAGGGUAGCGCUGCUGCGAUAUUAUGGGCAAGUCGCUAUUUGCAUAUUCGCGAGCUGCGAUGUUGUGGUUUGCUAGACAUGUCGCAGUCACUGCAACAAAAACGCUAGCGAUG